This is a messenger RNA of Hydra vulgaris (swiftwater hydra), 1188 nucleotides long. Its product is annotated as histone-lysine N-methyltransferase, H3 lysine-79 specific. The record is from RefSeq and is a predicted model, not a curated record. Lineage: Eukaryota; Metazoa; Cnidaria; Hydrozoa; Anthoathecata; Hydridae.
UUUUUUAUAGAAUUUUAAUAAAAUGACUGUUAAUGAGAGCUUCUUAGGCCAGUAUUCUGUUUUUUGUGUUUUUGGCUCAGUUGUUGGCUGUGUUAUUGUUCCUUUAAUUGCUCAAGUAAUACAACAACAGUCAGUUGAAUGUGUUAUCUUGUCAGCAAUUGUUAUAAGUCUUACAGCAGCACACUUAAAAGGCAAAACUGUGUCUUUGGAAAGUUCUCAUAUUAAGGUUCCUUGUAAAGAUUCGGAGAAAAAGAAACUAGUUCACAGUAAAAAGCCGCAAAAAAUAUGCUAUGCUCCGGUGCAAGAAGUUUCUUAUAUUACAAUGAAUGAGCAACAUGCUCAAGAAUAUAUUCAGCAAAAGGAAAUCAUAAAAAAUUGUGAAAAUGAAAGAAGACUUGAAGAAAAAAAGCUUAAAAAAAGACUUAAACGAGAUGAAAGACUGAAGCAAAAACAAAAAGAAUUAAAGAAAGAAAAAGAACAAGAGGACAAAGAUAAAGGAAAGCGUGAUCAGAAAGAAAAUCUCAAUAAGCAAAGAAAGUCAAAGUCUAAUUUAGAUACUUUUUGCAGUUGGUCAAAAAGUAAUUUUAAAUCAAAACAUGUUCAGCAACCAGUUCUUAGCAAUUACAGUAUGUGCAACAGAAUUCCCAGGUUUGAAAGAUGUUUUUCUGCAAAUACUGCAGUUUUUGCUUCUGACAAAUUUAAUUUGUCGUCAGGAUCUUUUGACAACUCAUUGCAAUCUGAUAACAGCAGGUUGCUAUCUUGUUCUAGUUCAAGUGACUCCUCCAUAUUACCACAUAAAACAAUAAGUGGUUUACCGCGUACUUGUUCAAAACCUGCAUGGAAUGUAUCAAAUAAUGGAAAAAGCAGUGCUUCAACUAUAUUUCCACCAACUUUAACACAUAACUCUUCUUCACCUGUAUCUUUACGGUCUCGUUUUAAUGAUAAGGAUGUAGAUUCUGUUACCUUAGGAGAAUCUCCAAUAAAGUCUCUUGGUUUUAGUACUUCUUUUUUCUGCACAGAACCUGAUAUAAGCUCUGAGAUACCUAAAAAUAAAGAAGUAUCAUUUUCAGAUCAGUAUUCUUUAUUUGGAUCACAACCAUUUGGAAGUUCGUUGAUAAAAUAGUUUAUUUAAUUGAAUGUAAAUGCAGAUUUUAUUUUUUUGUGUAAUAAAUAUUAAACAGUUCUUUA